Molecule: messenger RNA, 2728 nt
Organism: Neogale vison (American mink)
Lineage: Eukaryota; Metazoa; Chordata; Mammalia; Carnivora; Mustelidae
Gene: FBXL2
Product: F-box and leucine rich repeat protein 2
Exons: 14
Coding region: 64-1236 (390 amino acids)
Biological process (GO): SCF-dependent proteasomal ubiquitin-dependent protein catabolic process
Cellular component (GO): SCF ubiquitin ligase complex
Molecular function (GO): protein binding
Source: RefSeq, a predicted model, not a curated record
GACAACGGGCGUUGCCGGCGCCUUGUGACUUCGGGCUGUGGGCGCGCUCGCUGCUCUUCGGCCAUGGUUUUCUCAAAUAAUGACGAAGGCCUUAUUAACAAAAAGUUACCCAAAGAACUUCUCUUAAGAAUAUUUUCCUUCUUGGAUAUAGUAACUUUGUGCCGAUGUGCACAGAUUUCCAAGGCCUGGAACAUCCUAGCCCUGGAUGGAAGCAACUGGCAAAGAAUAGACCUUUUUAACUUUCAAACAGAUGUAGAGGGUCGAGUGGUGGAAAAUAUCUCCAAGCGAUGCGGUGGAUUCCUGAGGAAGCUCAGCUUGCGAGGCUGCAUUGGUGUUGGGGAUUCCUCCCUGAAGACCUUUGCACAGAACUGCAGAAACAUUGAACAUUUAAACCUCAAUGGGUGCACCAAAAUCACUGACAGCACAUGUUAUAGCCUUAGCAGAUUCUGUUCCAAGCUGAAACAUCUAGAUCUGACCUCCUGUGUGUCCAUUACAAACAGCUCCUUAAAGGGGAUCAGUGAGGGCUGCCGGAACCUGGAAUACCUGAACCUCUCUUGGUGUGACCAGAUCACGAAGGAUGGCAUUGAGGCACUGGUGCGAGGUUGUCGAGGCCUGAAAGCCCUGCUCCUGAGAGGCUGCACACAGUUAGAAGAUGAAGCUCUGAAACACAUUCAGAAUUACUGCCAUGAGCUUGUGAGCCUCAACUUACAGUCCUGCUCACGCAUUACAGAUGAAGGUGUCGUGCAGAUAUGCAGGGGCUGCCAUCGGCUACAGGCUCUCUGCCUUUCUGGCUGCAGCAACCUCACGGACGCCUCUCUCACGGCCCUGGCUUUAAACUGCCCAAGACUUCAGAUUUUGGAGGCUGCCCGAUGUUCCCAUUUGACUGAUGCAGGCUUUACACUUUUAGCUCGGAAUUGCCAUGACCUGGAGAAGAUGGAUCUUGAAGAAUGCAUCCUGAUCACCGACAGCACACUCAUCCAGCUCUCUGUCCACUGUCCUAAACUGCAAGCCCUGGAUGGUCUUAGGAUCUUGGGGAGGCGACCAGGUUCAGAACUUCCUCAUGAAUGGGUUAAAUGCUCUUAUAAAAGAGGCUCCAAUGGAUCCUUCCCUGCAUCCACCCCUGGAGGAGUGUACAGCGAGAAGGCAUUGGCUGCAAACCCGGAAGGGGGCCGUCUCCAGCCAUCACAUCACAUCUGCCUGCACCAUGAUCUGGGACUUCCAGCCUCCAAACCGUGAGAGAGAAAUUUCUGUGGUUUAUAAGCCAGCCUCUCUGUAGCAUUUUGUUACAGCAGCAGGAACAGACUGAGACCUGCACCAUCACAAGCCAUGAAGACAUUAAAGGAUGAUAAGGGAAUACUAGGAACACCUCCACAUAAAUCCAUUUGACCACUUCCAGCACAUUUAAAAGCACAGACCAGCACAGCUCAUUCAUUAUAAAACAUCAUUUGAAUAGCUUGUUAGUACUAAAGUAAUUGAUUUAUAAUUUUUAAACUGCCAAAACGGAAAUCUCCAGAUGGUUUCACUGAAGAGUUCUAUCAAACACUGAAGCCAAAUACACAAUUUCUUCCAGAAAAUAGGUGACAGAGUACUUCACAACUCAUAUGAGGCCAAUAAUAACCUGAUAUAAAACCUAGGUAAUAAUAGUACCAAGAGACAAAACUACAGACUAGUAUCCUUCAUAAAUAUAGAAGCAAAUGCCCUUAAAAUAUUAGCAAAUAGAAUUCAGCAAUAUAUAAAAAUAAUUAUACACCCUGACCAAGCAGGGUUUAUUCCAGGGACACAAGUCUAGUUUAAUAUUUGAAAAUGAAUCAGUGUAAUCCACCAUGUUAACAGGCUACAGAAGAAAAAUUAAUGAUCAUAUCAAUUAAAGUAAAAAAAAUUGAUAAAAUUCAAAAGAAAAAGUUCAAGGUAUUUUUUUAAUACAAGAGAAAAAUCCCCUAUCUCAUUUAAAACCCCCAGUUACCAUAUUUCCCCACCUGCCCCCUCAGGGAUAAUCUCUGUGACCAAUGUCUGUUCCUUCUAGAGAAAUUCUAUGUGAGAUUGAGAGAUUUUCUCCCCCCCCCACCCUCCUCCCAGCAAAAGACAAAUGCUGUUUUGCCUUUAAAGGCAGUUGUACUCCCUGCUGUGCAUAUUUGCCGCCUCCCCACCACCACUUCUGCCUUCUCUGGAAUGCUAGUAUAAGCACUUCCAGAAUGUGGCUCUCCUAAUUAGUCUGUAGAUAGACAAUGCCUAACAGUGGCAAACUUGUUUUUCUGAAGUAUCCUUCCCUCCUAACACACCUGCCAUAAACAGAUGAGGAAAUAAAAACAGCCUUAAAUCCAUAGGAUACCAGGGGUAGGCAAAAUAAUGCAGGAGAGGGGAAGCUUAUUAAGGCUAGCCUGAGUUUAUUUUAAUGGGCAAGUUUCAACUUCUUUGAGUCUUGAUUUCCUCAUCUGUAAAAUGGCAAUCAUAAUACCUACUCCAUAGGGAGGCUGUGAAGCAUAAAUGAGAUAAUAUGUAAACAAUGAGUGGCAGAUGGCUUUGACUAUUGACUGUUUAUUAGCAUAAACUAAAAGUCCCUCUGCUCUGUGAACCAUAUUGGCAGAUUUUCCUAGGAACUCACGGAACACGUCAAGCUUGUUUGACAUGUGGCCCCUCUGAUUAUCCUUAAAUUAAACCAGUUUUUAAAUUAUAUAAAUACUUACCUAUGCCAGUAUAGAAGCCUGGGUGGCUCAGUGGGUUAAGCCGC